Messenger RNA from Sus scrofa (pig), 1571 nucleotides. NCBI's taxonomy places the organism in Eukaryota, Metazoa, Chordata, Mammalia, Artiodactyla, Suidae. The record is from RefSeq and is a predicted model, not a curated record.
AGCGCGCGGCUGCGCACUGGGCCGCCCGCCCGCCCUCCCGGAAGCGCAGUGCCGGGCUCCCGCCACGUCUGCCGCUGCACUUUCUCCCAGGUCCCGCCAGAGCCGCGGCGCACGGGGACUGGGCAGGGAGCAUCAUGGGCAGCGUGACACCGCGCUCCGCCUCCGCACUGCUUCUGCUGCUUUUGCUCCAGGUAGAGCGGCCACGGGGUGCGGAGCUCACCUUCGAGCUGCCUGACAACGCCAAGCAGUGUUUCCACGAGGAUGUGGAGCAGGGCGUGAAGUUCUCCCUGGAUUACCAGGUCAUCACUGGAGGCCACUACGAUGUGGACUGCUAUGUGGAAGACCCCCUGGGGAACACCAUCUACAGGGAAACCAAGAAGCAGUAUGACAGCUUCACGCACCGGGCUGAGGUCAAGGGCGUCUAUCAGUUUUGCUUCAGUAAUGAGUUUUCCACCUUCUCUCAUAAGACCGUCUACUUUGAUUUUCAAGUGGGCGACGAGCCUCCUAUUCUCCCAGACAUGGGGAACAGGGUCACAGCUCUCACCCAGUGCUCAGUAGUCACAAGUGCCCAUGCGUGGAGAGUUCUGUUGGACAGCACUAGGUAUGAACUUGGCAACGUGACGGCUGAUGGAAGGUCUGGCCCAGAGUGUGUCUUAUGGAGAAGCUCUUUCACAACCUGUCCGUCUGCUGGUCAUUGAUGAAAUAGCUUCUGUUUUGGAGAUUGUAUGGAGUCCGCCUGUGUGACCAUCCACGAAGCUCUGAAGACCGUGAUUGACUCCCAGACGCAUUACCGGCUCCGGGAGGCCCAGGACCGGGCCCGGGCCGAAGACCUGCACAGCCGCGUCUCUUACUGGUCUGUUGGCGAGACGAUCGCCCUGUUCGUGGUCAGCUUCGGCCAGGUGCUGCUGCUGAAGAGCUUCUUCACAGAAAAACGACCCAUGGGCAGGGCGGUCCACUCCUAGUCGGGUGCUCUGCUCCUGGGCCCCUGCCAUCCUGGCGUGGAGCAGCUCCCUCCAUCACAGGCUCCUGUGGGCCGAGGGUGCACCCCUGGGUGGAGGCAGAGCUGCCUGGCAAAGAGCACGGGCUGAUGUGCUCUCACCCCGUCCUCUGUUCGGAUGCCUAGUCCUUGUUUGCCAGCCUCCACAUCUCAUGGAUCCCAGUCAUCGGAGGGCAUUGAGCGGCCUUCCCUGUGUAACCGUGCACGAAGAAGGGGUGCAGUUAGGCUGGGAUUGGUCACAUGGGGGUGCAGGAAGGCAGCGUUCCAGUGGCCUGGCUGGUAGGAGGAACCCCAGGGCUGUCUGCUCUGUGACAUGUGGCUUCUGUGGCUUGGGUGUGUGUCCUAUCCUGUGUGGGGAAGACCAGGCCCUCGGUCUGGCCUUUCCUCCCACGGAGCUCUCUGCACCUGUGGAAACCAGGCCUGGAAGCAGCUUUGCAGCAAUUCCCACCCUGGGUGGGCCAUGAGGUCAGCCAGGCAGGCAGGAACAAAACGGUGGCUGGGUGUCUUGGUUGGCUGUGUAUGUAUCUCCCAGGAGGCGGGACACUGGCUAAUAAAAACUGUGUGAGCACCACGA